Molecule: messenger RNA, 1932 nt
Organism: Lecanosticta acicola
Lineage: Eukaryota; Fungi; Ascomycota; Dothideomycetes; Mycosphaerellales; Mycosphaerellaceae
Source: the annotation of a GenBank genome assembly
AUGGCGGCGAGCGUAAGUGGACGCAGUCGGCACGGAAUGAGAAGCGCACCACGAACACAUCGAUCCAAAGCGACGGCAAGGCCAAAGACAUCCAAGGCCCGUGACGAGGGAGGGGUUGCGCCGAAACCCGAUCUUGACGAGCUACGACGAAAGCGACUACUGUACCUGAGCGCUUCGCCCGAGGCACGGAGAGAGUCAGCGGCCAGGAGUGCGAAGAAGACCAAAGACCAAGAGGCGGCUGCAUCACAAACGAAGUCGGUGAGCGGGGAGCAUCGACGGCGGAGGAGAAAGCACAAGAGUAGCAGCGUGGAUAAGGCUGGAGUCGAGCGGGGCAAACCCACUCUGCGCAGUAGGACUGAAGAAUAUGUCUACGGAGUGCCAGCUCCCCCUACCGAACGACAUGGCGGCGAAAGCGAGGGGUCCAAGUUGGACAUGAAGCGACGGUCGACGAGAUCGAGUUCGUCGCGGAGAGACAAUCUACCCACCGUCUUCGAAUCGGAGGUGACCCCAGAUGACAGCGUCUCUCAGAUUGGAUUGCGGCCGGCCAAGGAGUCGACCAGUACACUAUCAAGCCCUCGCUCCUCUCCCAGACGUAGCGGGAGCAACGCUUCGUCGCGACUGCAGCCCAUCUCUGAAUCGACCCGGGUCACGUCUACGAGAUCUAGCAAACGAGACUCAACACCGUCGCUGCUCAGCUCCAUGUUCCGUCGCAAUACAGCACCCCCUGUCCCCGCAGCCCCGCGACUUGUUGAGUGCUUGACGUGUGGCUCGGAUGAUGUUCCUCAUGCACGCUCUGCCAAAUUGGCCUGUGGUCAUCGCAUGUGUCACGACUGUCUGAAACGUAUUUUUGAGAUGUCCGUGAAAGAUCCGGCCCACAUGCCGCCAAGAUGCUGUACCAAGGAUCACAUACCCCUCAAGCACGUCGAGAAGUUAUUUGACAUGAGAUUCAAGACUAGCUGGAACAGGAAAUAUCAGGAAUACCAUACGAAGAAUCGAAUCUACUGCACCGCUCCGAAAUGCGGAGAGUGGAUCAAGCCAUCGCAUAUACGUUCAUUUCAGGGACGAAGGUAUGCACAGUGUCCACGAUGUAGUACCAAGGUGUGCACGUCGUGCAAUGGAAAGAUGCAUAAGUCUUCCGAGUGUCCGAAAGAUCCAGAGAUUGCUAAGCUAGUGGAGCAAGCGAAAGAGAAAGGCUGGAAGACGUGCUAUAAUUGUCAUGCUAUGGUUGAGCUCAAAGAAGGAUGGUAGGUUUUUGAACGCUUGGUCAAGCUGGACAGCAGCUAACGUGGUCAUGGCGACAGUAACCACAUGACUUGUCGCUGUCUUGCCGAGUUUUGCAUGGUGUGCAGCAAGAAAUGGAAGACAUGCGAUUGUCCUUGGUUCAACUAUACACAGACGCCCGACGCAGAUGGCUUAAACGAUUUGCGCAUACCGGAACCGAUACAAGCAAUCUACAGAAGAGCCUUCGGGGUGCAUGAGCCAGCAAACCAGCAACCGCAUCUGCCUCUCAAUGCGCAGCCGGCGGAUCAUCGACGACGACAGCGAACGUACAUAGAAGAGAUCGAGCACCGACGGCAGCAGGAGCGGACUGAUGCGGAUCUUGCCAGACGAAUGCAGCUCGCGAGCCUUCUUGGUCAUGACGAAGAACAACCCGGACAACGCGGACAAGCGGACGUGCAGACUUGGGGCCUGGGAAACGCGGGUGGACACUUCAUGAACGACAACUUUGUACAGAAUGCGGCGAACGUGGUCAUGAGCGCCUUUGGCGACGCAGCAAUGGGUAGACGCGGAGACCGCUCGUCAGGACGCAGACGACGUGCCAGGGACAGUCGACAGGACCAUGGAGAUGCGGGCCUGGCACGCAAUUUCUUGGGAGACGAGAGCGUAGUGGGAGCUGGUCCAGCGUGGGACCGAACAAGAGCGGCGCCAUGA